Molecule: messenger RNA, 1960 nt
Organism: Xylaria bambusicola
Lineage: Eukaryota; Fungi; Ascomycota; Sordariomycetes; Xylariales; Xylariaceae
Exons: 3
Coding region: 336-1400 (354 amino acids)
Source: RefSeq, a predicted model, not a curated record
CUCUCGGGUGUUGUUGUUUAUGCACCUUGUUUGUGACCACUCUUCUGGCCAACACCCCGCGUUCCUUUCUAAUUCCUUGUCAUUAGCCACCUUACUGGCUUCUUUCGUGCCGCUUUCUCUUCAUUUUCUAACGUCAUCUGAGCCGCCAACUUGAUGCUAGCUUCUAGGUAGUAAUGGCUCUUUUAUUAAACCAAACAUAACAGUAUCCUUUACUUUUACCUACGUCUCUUUCAGACGCCGACAAGACGGGCCGAUGUAAACGCGUCUUCCUCGGACCUUCCUCGGACCAGGCUCUUACGUCUGCUGCUCUUCAGUCUACAUCAACUCAAUCAGAUAUGAAGCUACAAAAAGCCUCUCGCUGCUUUGGGGUCAUGUUGAUUUUCGCUCUCAUAGCAUGGGUUCUUCUGAUUUCUUUACCAAAGGAAAAACAUCAUCUCGCAAUCACUCAUAACUUCGGCAUCGGUUUUGACCUGAGCCCCUCAUAUGCCACUGUCGCCGUCUCAUACCCAAAUGGGUCCAUUCAACAAAUUGCUAGAGUUGACGGUGACAGAGCGUACAGGGAGAUGAUGCUCAGAUUAUCCCUACCUACUUCGCAACACUUGCAUAAACCUUACAGAAACUUGGGUGACUCGAUUAGUGACAUUCCUCGCCAGAUAUGGCGGGACACUCGUAAGAAAAUGGGUCUCCCUUCCUCUAAAGAUGUAGGCACCCUCAGUAAUAUGAUCUACGCCCUGCGAGCGCGGGCGACGUGUUAUGUCGGCGAGCCUGUUUCGGCGGCGGCUAUAUCUAUCCCUCAUCUCACCGCUCUAUACGGCGACGACCUUCGUGAUGCCUUUGAGUAUCUGUCUCUGUUCUAUCUUGAAUUCUUCCCCUUCUCCAACUUCCACCCAUUACCAGCGAGUAUCGCGUCGUACGCAGGUAAUGGCUUAGGCCUCUGCGAAGAUUACAGAGACGACGCGGCUUGCGCAGAAGAAGAGUUGAAUAUUCCGUCUCAAUUCGCAUUGACUGUUGGGUACACGCAUACUAGUUUGACCACGAGCCAAGCGCACGUUUCGAGCGCUUAUUAUAUUGAAGCAACACCAACUUUGGAGAACCUGCGCUUAGAAUAUGAUACAAGACAUGAGGAGUCUUAUUGGGAGACGGUGCGACAUAUGCUUCAGUCUCCUGUCAUAGAUAGCCCUGUCUCAAGGAAUAUCUCAAUGGUUCUAUUGUUUGGUGAUGCGACUGAGGUGCCAAGAUUCAGGGGAGUUUUGGGUGCAGUGAUCAAUGAGGUGCUUGGUGGUCAGGUGCAAAUUGUUGAUCAACAACCCGAAUUUAGUGCAUCGAAAGGUGUCGCAGAGCUGGCAAAAAGGGCCAUAUUCAGGCAAGGAUGGAUUCAAGACGUAUCGUCUGAGUUGUAGAACUCGUUACUGUCCUGUCGCUCAUUUUCCCCGCUUUUUCCUUUUCCUUUCCUAGUUCGAGGACAGCCCAUUAUAAUUUAGUAGGCACCACUUAUUAGCUGUGAUUUCUAGCUUAUUGCUUGUUAGAAUCAUAGUGCUGUCAUGGGACAAGAUAGAAGUGUAUACUAAACCACUUCGCUAUCUGCCAAAAUAUAGAACCAACGUUCUCAGGGCGAUACCCUACGCGUCUACAUUCAACUAUAUGGUACUGUAACAAGUGCCCUCUGUUAAUGGUUGAACUUGCUGUAUAUUAUCUAUGAAGCAUUGAACCCGUUCUAAAAUGGACCACCGUCGUUUAUCCCCGAUAGAUUAUUCCUCGUCUCCUUGAAGAGGAGGUGCAAAUGCUUUAUGGUGUAGGCAGAGUAGUUGCUGAUGAAUCAUCCAAAGCCGAGAACAUUGAAAUGGCGCAAUGUAAAACCCACCACCAUUUCUGAAAGCUGAAUGUUAGCUUGAUAUUUACUAUUCUUAACUCUGUCAUAUGAGUAUCACUGAUCUCUGAUGAGGGACAAAUUCAAUCUUUA